AUGGAGCACAAGACUCAAACCCCCGGCGCCGACUACCAGAUGGGCUAUGUGAGCCCUCAGACCACCGGACAGGUCCCCGGACAGCCGAUCCAGUAUCAGCAGGCUGGUGCCCCUCCUGUCUACCAGCAGCAGCCCCAUCCCGCUGGCUCGCCCCAACCUCAGCCUUCAUACGGCCCUCCCCAGACCCAGGCCACUGGCUUCGGCGCUCAGUAUGGCAUCGCCCCCGAUGCCUAUGGCCGUGUCAUGACCGCCGUCGGCUAUGAGGCCGGUGGUUUCACCCAUAUGAUGGCUCUGCUUGCUUGCUGUGUUGUCUGCCUUGGAUGUAUCCCUUACAUGAUUGCCUCCCUCAAGGAUGUGCACCACAAGUGCCCUAGCUGCCAAACCCCUCUUGCGACGUACCAUCGUAGCGGUCGCACCGAGGUCCACUUCCAGGCCGCCCAGGCCCAGCACCAUGCCCAGACCGCCGCCCAGGCUCAGCAGGCCGCCGCCCAGCCCUCCGCUCAGCAGCAGGCGUAUCCCCAACAGGCCCAGAUGCACCCCCAGCACGCUCAGCAUCCUCAGCACCCUCCCACCCAGUAA
Molecule: messenger RNA, 579 nt
Organism: Parascedosporium putredinis
Lineage: Eukaryota; Fungi; Ascomycota; Sordariomycetes; Microascales; Microascaceae
Source: the annotation of a GenBank genome assembly